AUGCCCAGAAAGAAGACAUUGGUGAUUGUGUAUGGCGGCGAGCUGGCGAAGGAUGUGGCGGAACAGAUUCUAGCGCACCAACCAGCCGACCUGCAACAGGAACUGACUGUUACCCUACGCUGCGCAUCGGAGCGUCCGAAAACUCUUGUGGAAUUUGGCUCCGAUACAGCGGUUUGCUUUGUACUGCAAACAAUCGAAAACGAGGCUGCCACUGAAGAAGUAAGCGACGGUUUCAAAAUGUGUCGGGAUGCCGUGCUGCUGCUGACCUUUUUUUCCUAUUAUCUAUUCAGGGCGAGAAAGACACACGCCAACGAUCUCUUGGCGGACAAGUUUUCUUUUGCCGUUCUGGGUCUCGGCGAUUCGAACCUUUUGUUUGAUCGGCAAACGACGUCGGCCAAAGAUUGCAAUCAAGUGGCGCAAGAACUUGAUGCACGGCUGGUGAUGCUUGGAGGAUCGCGACAAUGUCCACUAGGAAUGGCAGACGAACGCUCGGGUCUAAAGGAGGUGGAACCUUGGAUACAAGGAUUGUGGGAAAGUCUGCGAUGA
Messenger RNA from Phaeodactylum tricornutum CCAP 1055/1, 546 nucleotides. RefSeq lists its product with no specific name. NCBI's taxonomy places the organism in Eukaryota, Bacillariophyta, Bacillariophyceae, Surirellales, Neidiaceae. Gene Ontology annotation, molecular function: FMN binding; [methionine synthase] reductase (NADPH) activity; flavin adenine dinucleotide binding. Gene Ontology annotation, cellular component: cytosol. Gene Ontology annotation, biological process: homocysteine metabolic process. The record is from RefSeq and is a predicted model, not a curated record. The coding region runs from base 1 to 546 and encodes 181 amino acids. The transcript is spliced from 2 exons.